Helobdella robusta is the source of this 1065-nucleotide messenger RNA. RefSeq lists its product as hypothetical. NCBI's taxonomy places the organism in Eukaryota, Metazoa, Annelida, Clitellata, Rhynchobdellida, Glossiphoniidae. The record is from RefSeq and is a predicted model, not a curated record. Gene Ontology annotation, molecular function: extracellular ligand-gated monoatomic ion channel activity; transmembrane signaling receptor activity; neurotransmitter receptor activity. The transcript has 6 exons. Gene Ontology annotation, cellular component: neuron projection; membrane; synapse. Gene Ontology annotation, biological process: nervous system process; chemical synaptic transmission; monoatomic ion transmembrane transport. The annotation marks the transcript as partial.
AAGGAGUGGACAGAUGAACGACUGACCUGGAAGCCAGAACUCUUUGGCAACGUGGACAACGUGAUCAUCAAGGCCGACAAAAUCUGGUUACCGGAACUUGCCCUCAUGAAUGGGUUGGUGGGUUCUUUCUUUGUGAUUGGGAAUUUCGAUCGCAUCCGUGUCCUCCUACACAGUGACGGCAGGAUCCACUGGGAGCCAGGUGGCAUCUUCAGGACGACCUGUGACAUCGACAUCGCCUACUUCCCUUUCGAUUCUCAAAACUGCCUACUGCUUAUAGGCUCCUACUCGUACUACAGCACGAAGAUGAACAUCACGAACGCCUCCUCCAGCAUAUCGACCCAGGACUUCCGGGCAAACGGGGAGUGGCAGAUCCACAGGACCUCCUCCGAGUGGAACAUCACCACUCUCAGCAACCACGCCGACGGGUACUCACACGUCGUCUUCACCUUGAACUUGAGGCGGAGGUUCAAGUUCUACAUAAUGAACAUCGUUCUGCCCUGCGUCAUGCUUAGCGUCCUCAUCAUGAUCGGCUUCUGUCUGCCGCCGGACGCCGGUGAAAAGAUCUCCCUGGGCAUCAGCGUCCUGUUGGCUUUCACAGUUUUCCUCCUGAUGAUCGCUGACACCAUCCCGAGAACAUCUCUCGCCAUCCCACUCAUUGUGACCUACCUCAUGGUGACCAUGACCUUGGGCACGCUGUCAAUCUGCAUGACUGUCCUCGUCCUGAAUGUGCACCACAGAAGCAAAAAAGAACCGCCGCCCCAGUGGCUCCUCAACAUCUUCCUCAACUACAUCUCGAAAAUCGUUUUCAUGCGCUUCCACGUCCUGCCGGUGAGGUGCAGAUGCGUGAAGUGUGCAGCGUGCUGCAGUAGUGACGACGAUGAUGAAGACGACGAGGUUGAUGACGAGGGAGGAAAUCAUUCGAGGAACAGUAGUGAGAAGAAGAAAGGAUGCCCCAUUUUCAAAUCGAGAACCGUUUUCAUGAAGAAGGACAAGACGCCUGGUCUCUUGUACUGCCAGCGAUAUUCAUUUGUUAAAAAGUAUUUACAUUUUAAUUUGGCUGAUUAA